AUGCGCUUUCAACAUUUAGAGUCUUUAUCCUUAUGUGGUUGUACGGAGCUCAAUGAUUCAGGAUUAACCCGUCUGCUAAGCUAUGGUUCGAAUUUACAGAAACUUAAUCUAGAUUGUUGUUUGAAAGUUACUGAUUACGGGCUAUCCCUGGUUGCUUCUGGUUGUCCCUCAUUGACGUCAAUUAGUCUCUAUCGGUGUAUCAACAUUUCUGAUGACGGAUUAGAGACUUUAGCCACUGCUUGUUUAUCUUUGAAAUGCAUAAACCUCUCGUACUGCUCACAAAUAUCCGACAAAGGGUUGAAAGCUCUUACUCAGAGGUGUCGUCAGCUUCAGGCAGUUAACAUAUCACACUGUGAGAGUAUAAGAGGUGUUGGCUUCAAAGGGUGUUCAAAAUCUCUCACACAUGUAGAGGCUUGGUCUUGUAAGCUCAACCCAGAAGGGGUGACGGGAAUAAUUAGUGGCGGUGGUAUAGAGUAUCUAGACGUAUCUUGUUUAAGUUGGUAUCCCUUAGGAGAUACCUUGCUUGGAAUAAGAUUGUCCUCAAACCUCAAAGUCCUUAACUUUCGAAUGUGCAGAUCUGUUUCCGAUACUUCUAUUGUUGCAAUAUCCAUGGGAUGUACACUACUUGAAGAAUGGAACUUAGCAUUAUGUCAUGAGGCAUUACGAGACGGUUGCAGAAGUCUCUCGGUUUUGUACUUGAAUGGUUGUGUUCACGUGACUCCUUUUGCAUUAGAGUUAUUCAAGUCUCACAGAGCAAAUGUUUGUAUAAAGGAUGAAGAGGGGUCAAUUUAA
This is a messenger RNA of Vicia faba (fava bean), 792 nucleotides long. The record is from the annotation of a GenBank genome assembly. NCBI's taxonomy places the organism in Eukaryota, Viridiplantae, Streptophyta, Magnoliopsida, Fabales, Fabaceae.